ACAAUAUUUUUGCAAAGGUCAUCGAACAAAGACGUUUAGUGACUUAUCAAAUUUUCUGUAAUUUCCAUGGAUGGAAACAAGUACGUGUACUAAUUAGUAAUAAACUACACUAACAUGGUAAAAUAAUAAUAUACAUCCUGUUCACUUGAUCCUUCGUGUAUCCUCUCGUUUCAACACAAUGGCAUCCGAAUUCAAACCACACCCUCAAGCCUCCCAAAUUGCGACAAGGUUAUGGCAUGCUGAUAAAAAUAGACUAACUCCAGGCGUAGACUACGACCUUGAUUUACAAGGAUACACAAAGAGUUAUCAAAGGACAGAUAGGGCUAGAAACCCACUUUUCAGCUGGGUAAAGCCAGAUGUUUUUGAGAGGCCAACAUACAAAGCUUUUGUUGCCUUGUUGGAUAACUAUGAGAGAGACACUGGUCGAGCUGAAGUGGUAACUCAAGAGGAAAUUAAUGAAAACAGAAGAUUUAUUGAUCUAAUCAUGGAAACGGAACCUAUGAAGAUAGCCCACGAGGUCUUGGCAAAAGCCAAGAAAUCUCCACCAGACAUCCGGGGAUUUAAACAUCAACUUUAUCAAAUCUGGUUUGAAUUGUACUCAAGAACAAAAGGAAACAGAAACAAAGAUUCUUCUGGAUUUGAACAUGUUUUUGUUGGAGAGAGUCGAGAUAAAGAAGUCAUUGGCUUUCACAACUGGAUACAAUUCUAUAUUCAAGAAAAACUUGGUAAUGUGGAUUAUCAAGGCUACAUUAGAGGACGUGGUGUACGAGGGAAACCCAGUGAAGACACUCAUUUGAUUACCAUCCAAUUUGAAUGGAAAAAUCAAGUGAAGCCUGUUGGCAGCUCCUUCAUUGGAACAAGCCCAGAAUUUGAGGUGGCCCUGUAUACUGUGUGUAUGUUAAUGGACUCCUCUGGCGUUACUAGUAUUGAGAUGGAUGACAUGGAUCUGACAAUUACAACACAUCGUUUCAUUAGUCGUGGAAAUGACCAUAACGAGAGACAGUUCAUUGCAUCCUCUUUUCCCAAAGCAAUGUGAACAGCAAUUUUAAUUUAUGGGUAGGGGAAACAAAACAGUUGUUCUUCUGCAAAAAAUUUAUAUCAUGUUGACAAUGGAAUUUUCAGAAGUUCAUAGUAACAUAAGCAUUGUCAAGAAUAAUGAAUAAAGAGCAAUUACACCAUCUCUCCUUGAGAUA
This is a messenger RNA of Xenia sp. Carnegie-2017, 1193 nucleotides long. RefSeq names its product uridylate-specific endoribonuclease B-like. The coding region runs from base 179 to 1036 and encodes 285 amino acids. The transcript has 5 exons. Lineage: Eukaryota; Metazoa; Cnidaria; Anthozoa; Malacalcyonacea; Xeniidae. The record is from RefSeq and is a predicted model, not a curated record. Gene Ontology annotation, molecular function: RNA endonuclease activity.